Molecule: messenger RNA, 1220 nt
Organism: Mesitornis unicolor (brown roatelo)
Lineage: Eukaryota; Metazoa; Chordata; Aves; Mesitornithiformes; Mesitornithidae
Gene: SRF
Product: serum response factor (c-fos serum response element-binding transcription factor)
Exons: 6
Coding region: 94-993 (299 amino acids)
Source: RefSeq, a predicted model, not a curated record
GAGCUCUCCACACUGACCGGCACUCAAGUCCUGCUGCUGGUGGCCAGCGAGACGGGCCAUGUGUACACGUUUGCCACGCGGAAGCUGCAGCCCAUGAUCACCAGUGAGACAGGGAAGGCGUUGAUCCAAACGUGCCUCAACUCCCCAGACUCGCCCCCACGCUCGGACCCCACCACUGACCAGCGCAUGAGCGCCACAGGCUUUGAGGAGACGGACCUCACCUACCAGGUGUCCGAGUCGGACAGCAGUGGGGAGACCAAGGACGCACUGAAACCAGCGUUCACUGUCACCAACCUGCCGGGGACAACAGCCCCCACCACCUCGACCUCCAUGCAGGUCAGCAGUGGCCCGUCAUUCCCCAUCACUAAUUACCUGGCGCCAGUGUCUGCCAGCAUCAGCCCCAAUGCCGUCACCAGUGCCAACGGGACAGUGCUGAAGACUACUGGAGCCAGUGCAGUGACAUCCGGGGGCCUCAUGCCGAUACCCACCGGUUUCACCCUCAUGUCAGGUGGUACCAUGGCUCAGCAGGUCCCAGUCCAGGCCAUCCAGGUGCACCAGGCACCGCAGCAGACGUCUCCCUCUAGUGACAGCAGCACUGACCUUACCCAGACCUCUUCCAGUGGAACAGUGACCCUCCCGGCAACCAUCAUGACGUCGUCUGUGCCAACCACCGUGGGUGGCCACAUGAUGUACCCCAGUCCACACGCGGUGAUGUACGCACCCACAUCUGGCCUUGCGGACGGUGGACUUGCAGUCCUCAACGCUUUUUCACAGGCGCCUUCAGCGAUGCAGGUGUCCCAUGGCCAGGUCCAGGAUCAGGGUGGUGUCCCCCAAGUGUUCCUGACAGCCCCAUCAGGCACCGUUCAGAUCCCAGUCUCAGCUGUCCAGCUUCACCAGAUGGCUGUCAUCGGGCAGCAGAGCAGCAGUGGCAGCAGCCUGACGGAGCUGCAGGUGGUCAACUUGGACACCUCGCACAGCGCAAAGAGUGACUGAGAGGCCUCUGCUGCUGGCCUGGUGCUGUCCCUGGCUUCUUGUGCCAGUGCCGGGACUGGCAGCAAUUCCUUCUCGUACAGACUGCACCAGUUAUUUAUUGUUGCCUUUUCACGUUUCCUUCAUCCACACAUGCACACACACACACACACGCACCCACCCACACACAUGCACGCAGGCAUGCACGUCGGGCUGCAGGACCCACCUGGGAUUGAAGCUGUGCUGGGGCC